Molecule: messenger RNA, 1040 nt
Organism: Onychostoma macrolepis
Lineage: Eukaryota; Metazoa; Chordata; Actinopteri; Cypriniformes; Cyprinidae
Gene: gpx7
Product: glutathione peroxidase 7
Exons: 3
Coding region: 166-651 (161 amino acids)
Biological process (GO): response to oxidative stress
Molecular function (GO): glutathione peroxidase activity
Source: RefSeq, a predicted model, not a curated record
GACCUGUAGGCCUGAACAAACCACAGGAUUUACAGUCACACAUUGGAGUCAAAACAUGUAUUAAAACACUAUUUGCAUGUACCAGCACUGAUAUUACAUCCUAAAAGUUAUUGCCUGUUUCUGAUUUCCUAUUACAACUGUAAAAACAUUGGAUGUAACCUUGCAAUGAUCAAACACGAGCAAGGCAUCAUUACCAGCAUACUUACAUGCAGAACGCAUUUGCAAGUGUCACUGGUAGUGAAUGUGGCCAGCGAGUGUGGUUACACUGAUGAGCAUUACAAAGACCUCCAGCAGCUGCAAAAAGACUUUGGUCCAUUUCAUUUUAACGUUCUGGCCUUCCCCUGCAACCAGUUCGGCCAGCAGGAGCCCGGCAGCGAUAAAGAGAUCGACAGCUUUGUGCGGCGGGUCUACGGGGUUUCCUUUCCCAUCUUCAGCAAGAUCGCUGUUGUUGGAAUAGGAGCCAAUAAUGCUUACAAAUACCUUGUGGAGGCGUCUAGGAAAGAGCCAACCUGGAAUUUCUGGAAGUAUCUCAUCGACACUGAUGGCAAAGUUGUUGACGCGUGGGGUCCUGACGUCUCUGUCAAAGAAAUUCGCCCACGGAUAGCGGAUAUGGUUCGGAAGCUGAUCAUUAAAAGGAAAGAAGAGCUUUAGUCCUUUGAAUCGUCUUCAGCUCUGAAAACUGUAGACACUCAGACCUCAGAAACAGAUCUCUUUGAAGAAACACAUGCUAAUUUAGGCCUAUUCAAAGUACAAAAUGUGAGAUUACACCAGCGCAACCCACUUUAAAUGAUCUUUCCUCAACUAGGUUUCAUUAGAUUUGUUCUCUUUCCACAUUUGAAAAGAGAAGCACUGUGAACUCAAGUAAUAAAAGACCGCUUUAUCAAUAAACCAUAAAAAACACUUCAUGCUUAUAUUUAAUGAUAUACUACAUGCUAUGUCUAAUAGAGCUACAGAAAGUAAUGAGUAUGGGCAGUAUGAUUCUGGAGGAGAAAUGUUUAUUUUUACUCCUGUUAUCAUUUUUUUGUUUCUGUGAUCUGUCU